This is a messenger RNA of Adineta ricciae, 1722 nucleotides long. Lineage: Eukaryota; Metazoa; Rotifera; Eurotatoria; Adinetida; Adinetidae. The record is from the annotation of a GenBank genome assembly.
AUGGACGGAUUACCAGUGGAAAUAAUACAUCGUAUUUUUGAUCAUCUCGAAGCAUCGACAAUCUUGUUCUCAAUACAAGUACUCUCACGAUCAUUUCGAUCGAUGGUAAAUUCAUACAAUCGAUUUUCAUUGAACUUCAAAAAACUUUCUCAACAACAUUUUCGUCUUCUUUGUCGACUGCUGAGCCCACAACAGAUAAUUUCAUUGACGUUUGCAAAUGAGUUCGACGAAUCAAAUGAGAUCUAUUUGUUUCUCUCAAGUAUCCUUCGUCUUCAAUCUUUUACUCGACUUCAAAAUUUAACUCUGGAACAAAUUGAUGAAUAUCAGUUGCAGUUUUUGUUGAAACGUCUCAAUCUUGCUUCCAUUAGAUCAUUCACUGUAAGCAUUAGAAAAUAUGAUAAACAACUUGUCCGUAUCACGGAGAGCUUACUUACGUCGAUAUUUAUACAACCAACACUUCGCCAGUUAAAUCUCUCGUUGAAAGAACGCCACAUAUUCUACGUGAACUGCAAACUUAUUUCCACAAUUCGACGUUUGUUGAUUUGCAAUUACAACAUUAUCGAUAAUCUGCAUGAAAUAUUUUUGUGUUGUCCUCAUUUACAUACCGUCGUCCUCAAGUAUUGGCACCACCGAGGCCAUCUUGGGAGGAUAUCGGGAUAUAAACUGCGGAGCACUUUUCAACAAAUACGAUCACUAAGUAUUGAAAAUUUUCGCGCAACUAUUGAUACAAUUGAAUCACUUCUGUCGCUAGUACCGUCAUUGAACUAUCUGAAGCUUGUUGGUAGAUCCGAAGAUUGCAUAGUUGAUGGUUCUCGUUGGGAACAUCUUCUACAGACAAGUUUACCUCAAUUAAACAAAUUUGAGUUCUUCUUUCACCAAUAUUCCAACCAUAAUAAAACAUUAGAUGAACUCAAUUACAUUCAUGCCGCAUUUCAAACACCGUUCUGGAUCGACCAUAAACAAUGGUUUACUAUAUUCGGAUAUACUACUGCAAGCAAAACUGAUAUUCGUAUCUACACCAUACCAAUUUGUACGAGUGCAUUCACCUAUGACCUGCAAUGGACACAAUUUCCUUCACCUACAUUAACAGCAAUGACAAUGAAAAACGAUACUGUGAAAGAAAUAACCGUAGAGCUACGCGAAUAUAAUGACAGAGGUAUUGAAAAGAAAGAAACAAUGAAGAACUAUUUUCAUUUUGACAAAGUUACUUGUUUAACACUUAAUCUUUCUUCACAAGAACAUAUACUAUUAUUGGCAUCGAUUUUUGUAACUAUUGAUAUUACAAACAUCAUGCAGAUGACAAUUAGUGGUUUUUCGAUGCCACCUGAUGCUCUAUUGAAAUUAUUGAAUUUCUGCUUCGAAAAAGCACAUAAUCUUCGUUCUUUGGCGAUUGGUGAUUUUUCUUAUGAAUCCGACAGUGAUAUACCGUUUGAAGGUAUAUGUUCGAUUCUUCCACGUCAACUACAACACUUGGAUAUAAAUAUUGUCGAUAUAGAACAAAUCAAGAUGCUUCUAGAGCGUUGUAAAAAUUUAUUAACGCUGAAACUUGGUGUUAGACUACAUAUGAUUGCAGGCAUCAAGCAAUGGUUCGAUGAUAAUACAAUAAACUCGAUGUACUCUGAUGGCUAUUACUUAGUAUUUGUGUGGCUUGGGAAAAUGAACAUUGAAUGUACAAAGAACGAAAUGGUUAAGAAACGCAUGAAAAUCGAUUCAUCAUCAUAA